This is a messenger RNA of Vitis vinifera (wine grape), 2588 nucleotides long. RefSeq names its product LEAF RUST 10 DISEASE-RESISTANCE LOCUS RECEPTOR-LIKE PROTEIN KINASE-like 2.4. The record is from RefSeq and is a predicted model, not a curated record. Bases 199 to 2346 code for a protein of 715 amino acids. Gene Ontology annotation, biological process: protein phosphorylation. The transcript has 6 exons. Lineage: Eukaryota; Viridiplantae; Streptophyta; Magnoliopsida; Vitales; Vitaceae. Gene Ontology annotation, molecular function: protein kinase activity; polysaccharide binding; ATP binding.
CUCUGGCUAGAUGUGACUUGAAGAGAAGAAAUCACUCCGAGGGAAGCAAAUCUUCAAAGACCUCCAUAAAUUUAGAGGAGGAUGAGAGGCAGCCUGCUUUACUUGACCAUGGUAAUGGUAUCAAUAUACUGAAAAGUCUGUACAAGAAUCAAGUUACCAAAAAGCCCCAACUUCCAAGCUGGUUUAUGGCAUUGGGUUAUGUGUGACUUACAACCCAAUACCGGAGCAUCUCUCUCUCUCUCUCUCUCUCUCUCUCUCUCUCUGAAUAUGAUGUGGAGGGACACAAAGCUACUGGCGUUAGGCCUCAUAACUGUACUCCUACAUGCCUGCUUCUUUUCAAUUUGUGUUGCUAAUUCAAACAAGACAUGCAGGCCCUCUUCGUGCGGAGAUAUUCAGAACAUCAGUGACCCCUUUCGAUUAAAAGGUGAUCCUGAUGGCUGUGGUGAUCGGAAGUAUGAAUUGGUUUGUGAAAACAAUCAUACGAUGGUAAAACUGUACCAUAGGAAAUACUAUGUUGCGGAGAUCAACUACCCUAAUCAUACUAUUCGGGUAGUGGAUCCUAGCCUAAAGAAGGGCAACUGUUUCUCCACUCCUCCUUAUUCCUUGACAAGAGAAAACUUCGGUGAUCCAUAUGGAUACACUUAUGGAGAUCCAUAUCAAUUGCCUUGUGAAUGGAGACUGAAGCCUACACUUUUGAUGAAUUGUGAUGGUCCAGUCAGUGGCCAUAACUACAUUCCUAUUGUUCCAUGCAAUUCUCCUUCCUCCCAAACAUAUGCUUAUGCACUGGUAGGAGACUCCAUGCAGGUCAGUGAUAUUCCGUAUUCAUGCACCAUGGGCGUGACCAUUGUUACUCGAUUGUUGAAGGCACAUUCAGAUCACAGCAAUCGUUCAAUGGCAAAUUUGCAAGAAGAGCUUCUUCGGGGUGUUGAGAUUUCAUUUUUGCCCUUCCGCUGCAAAGAAUGCGACGUGAAUGAGACACUGUGCUGCAGUCCAGAUUUCGCUAAGAAUACAAUACAAUGCGAGACCUGCAGCUACGGCUACGACGACGAAAGACCCACCAGAAAUGGCUUUAUAGCUUUCUUGCGCACUCUAAUUGGACGCCUGAUUAGCCCCAAGUCCAUUACACUUGAAGGAUUUAGAACCUACCUCAGCAACCAUUACUACUACAACUACUACGCUAUAAUUGGAGGCUGGAUACUUCAAAAGAUCGCCAUGCUGAUGGUUGGAAGAUACACACUCGGGGGAUUGUGCAUGUUGUCCUAUUUAAUUUACAAGUUUCAAAGGAGACACUUGUCAUGGGAUGAUAGCAUCGAAGAAUUCCUUCGGAUUCACAAAAAUCUUCAGCCGAUCAAGUACUCAUAUUCAGAUAUAAAAAAGAUGACUCAUAAUUUUAGAAACAAAUUAGGUCAAGGAGGCUUUGGCUCUGUUUAUAAAGGAAAGCUUCGAAGUGGUCGCAUUAUAGCAGUGAAGGUGUUGAUCAUGUCAAAAUCUAAUGGACAAGAUUUCAUCAAUGAAGUUGCUACCAUUGGAAGGAUUCAUCAUGUUAAUGUGGUGAAACUUGUCGGAUUUUGUGUACAAGGACCAAAAUGGGCUCUUAUAUAUGAGUUUAUGCACCAUGGAUCUCUUGAUAAAUUUAUUUUUCUCAAGCAAGAAAACAACACUCCUUUGAGUUGGGAAAUGUUGUAUAAGAUUGCGCUUGGAGUGGGACGUGGGAUUGAAUACUUACAUCGAGGUUGUGACAUGCAAAUUCUACAUUUUGAUAUUAAACCGCACAAUAUUCUUCUUGAUGAAAAUUUUACCCCAAAAGUUUCAGAUUUUGGUCUAGCGAAAUUAUCUUCAAUAAAUGAAAGUAUUGUAUCUCUCACUGCUGCACGGGGAACAUUGGGAUAUAUUGCUCCUGAAUUGUUCUACAAAAAUAUCGGAGGCGUCUCAUAUAAAGCUGAUGUUUAUAGUUUUGGAAUGUUGUUGAUGGAAAUGGUGGGAAAAAGGAAGAACGUGAAUGCAUUAGCAGAGCAUUCAAGUCAAAUAUACUUUCCAUCAUGGAUCUAUGACAGAUAUGGACAAGGAGAGGACAUGGAAAUGGGAGAUGCCACUGAGGAUGAAAAGAAACUUGUAAAAAAAUUGGUGAUAGUUGCUUUAUGGUGCAUACAAAUGAAACCUAUAGAUCGUCCUUCAAUGAGCAAAACAUUGGAAAUGUUGGAAGGAAAGGUUGAACUCUUGGAAAUGCCUCCCAAGCCUACUCUAUACUAUGAGGAAAUCUCAACUGAGGAUCAUGAAGGCAAUUCAAAAGGGGCACUGAUUUCUUCAUGCAAUUCCAUGGAUACAAUUACCUUGGAUGGAAGGUAGUGUAUGCCUACUUGCAUUUUCUUUGUCCUGUGAUACCAUGUGUUUAAUUGGCUUAAAUAUAUGGUGUCCCUCUCAUCUAAGGUUCAUAUAUGUUAUAUGGUCUUGAGACACUGGGUUGGUUAUGUGGAACCAAUUAAGUAUGUAUACAUGUAAUAACACAGCGUUCCAGGUGUUUGAGAACUUGUCCACUUACUUGCCAUCAAGAUUAUUAAGUAAAAUUUUCCUAUUCCGUUUGCUUCACA